AUGUCUACAAUUAUCAAAGGCCAGCAGAAAAAGAACUCACAAGCUCCCUCCAGUACCAACGGUUCCUCGACUUCAUCAGCACAAAAUGCGAGUGGCACAUCAUCUCGUACAGUUAAGACUAGCUCAUCGAGUCCCGCAAAGCGUGGUGAUGUGAAGGAGUCCAGUAAACCAUCUCGUACAGUAACCGCUAGCUCAUCGAGUCCCGCAAAGCGUGAUGAUGUGAAUGAAUCCAGCAAACCAUCCCGGACAAAAGCGGCAAGUUCAUCAAAUUCCGCCGGAGGCGGCGACAACAAUUCUGAUCGCGGUAACGAUCGCGGUAACGACCGCAGUCAUCAUGGAUCAAAAGAUUCGUCGUCUCAAACUUCGAAAAAAGAUGGCAAGAAGCCAGAACUCAAGCGCUCAUCUACUAAGGAUCUCUUAGCGAAGCUCACUUUAUCGCGAUCCGAUCAAGAACUCAUAAAAAAGUAUAAGCACCUCGAACUGAAACACUUGGAGCUAGAAAGAAAAAGGCCGGAUCGGAUGGAAUGGGUGAGAGCUUCUAUGCAGGUUGACCUGUGGGAGGGCACAUACAAGGAAGAAAAGAGGGAAUACGAUCAAUUCGAACUGGAAAAACCAAGAAACGUCGAAGAGAUUAUUCUGAAAAAGCGCAAGUUACAGUAUUCAGAACGGAAACUCGAUGCCGCGUGGGAUACAUAUGACAAGGUGAAAAAUGAAGAUGGCCAAAUUGUUAAACAACAAGAACCUAUUCUUGAACAGAUGCCAGAUAAACACCCAUAUAAGAUAUGGUUUUUGAAACAGAUAGAGAUGGAGAAAGCUUCGAAUGAGAAGCAUAAGAAGAGAGCGGAAAAGAGAGAAAAGGAAGCAAAAGAGAAGAAAGAUGCCGAGUGGCGUCGAAAGGAGAGGGCGCAACGGCUUGACGAGAAAGCCGAAAAAGAAAGAUACCCAAGGGAGGUGGGAAAUUCUAAGCCCCCGCAAGCCUCAGGUUCCCAAUGGUGA
Molecule: messenger RNA, 996 nt
Organism: Sclerotinia sclerotiorum 1980 UF-70
Lineage: Eukaryota; Fungi; Ascomycota; Leotiomycetes; Helotiales; Sclerotiniaceae
Exons: 1
Coding region: 1-996 (331 amino acids)
Source: RefSeq, a predicted model, not a curated record